GGGAGGAGCCGCGGGGCCCGCAGGGAGCGGCCCAGGUGGUGGCUCCUCCUCUCCAGCCAUGGCCGUAAAGGAUCCUACAGCCGUAGAAAGAGCAAAUUUACUGAACAUGGCUAAACUGAGUAUCAAAGGACUCAUUGAAUCAGCUUUGAGCUUUGGCCGGACUCUGGAUUCUGACUACCCACCUUUGCAGCAGUUUUUUGUAGUCAUGGAGCACUGUCUGAAGCACGGCCUUAAAGUAAGAAAAUCCUUUCUAAGUUACAAUAAAACCAUCUGGGGUCCUCUGGAACUUGUGGAGAAAUUAUAUCCAGAAGCUGAGGAAAUAGCAGCAAGUGUCAGAGAUUUGCCUGGCCUUAAAACACCACUGGGCCGUGCCCGGGCUUGGUUACGGUUAGCACUAAUGCAGAAGAAAAUGGCCGACUAUCUUCGAUGUUUAAUCAUUCAGAGAGAUCUUCUCAGUGAAUUUUAUGAGUAUCAUGCGCUCAUGAUGGAGGAAGAAGGAGCAGUUAUUGUUGGGCUAUUAGUUGGGUUAAAUGUGAUAGAUGCUAACCUGUGUGUGAAGGGAGAAGACCUAGAUUCACAAGUUGGGGUGAUUGAUUUCUCUAUGUAUUUGAAGAGUGAUGAUGACAUUGGUGGUAAAGAAAGAAAUGUACAGAUUGCUGCAAUUUUGGACCAAAAGAAUUAUGUUGAAGAACUAAACAGACAGCUGAAUAGCACAGUUAGCAGUCUACAUGCAAGAGUUGAUUCACUAGAGAAAUCGAACACUAAACUGAUUGAAGAGUUAGCGAUAGCCAAAAACAAUAUAAUUAAACUUCAGGAAGAAAACCAUCAAUUGAGGAGUGAAAAUACCCUUAUUUUAAUGAAAACACAGCAUCAUCUAGAGGCAACUAAAGUGGAUGUUGAAGCAGAGCUUCAGACGUACAAACACUCCAGGCAGGGUUUAGAUGAAAUGUACAAUGAAGCACGUAGGCAGCUUCGGGAAGAAUCACAACUCCGACAAGAUAUGGAGAAUGAGUUGGUGGUUCAAGUUAGUAUGAAACAUGAGAUAGAACUUGCAAUGAAGUUGCUGGAGAAGGACAUCCAUGAGAAGCAGGAUACCCUCAUAGGCCUUCGACAGCAGCUUGAUGAAGUUAAAGCAAUUAACAUGGAAAUGUACCAAAAGCUGCAGGUUUCUGAAGAUGCUAUGAAAGAAAAAAAUGAAAUAAUUGGUCGAUUAGAGGAUAAAACCAAUCAAAUUAAUGCAACUAUGAAACAACUAGAACAAAGUGACAAAGAUCUGUUAACUCAAACUAGGACUAUUGCAAUGUCAUUCGUCAAAUGUGCCAGCAACGAAGCUCAGCACCAGUAUAAGCUUGUCAAAGAUAUAUCAUUCUGAAAGCUCCUCCAGAUCUGUUGUGUUUCAAUAAUUACUGAUAAAAUACUCCUUAAGAAUUUUAAAAUUACAAUUUUAAAGUGGUAUUAGAAAUCCUGCACUGUAACUGAUCGUAGCUGUGUUCUGUUUUAUUUUCUGAAAGAACAUAAUCUUCGAUCUCACUUUACCCCACUGAAAAAAAAAAAGGAAAAAAAAAAGUAAAUUAUUGCACUAUUAUUAAGCAAAUGUAAGCUAGUUUUCUAAUGUUAUUUAAUCACUUCUUAAUUGUCAAACAAAGUUUAUUUUAAGAGGCUAGCUGUCUUUACUUUGGCUGUACAUUUUUAUGACUUUUGUUUCUGAUCUAGUGAUUUUUCCUAUACUUUAUGGUACUAACAGAUUUUAAAAGUAGCCCUUCUGACUAGUAUUUCCCUUCUCCCUUGCUUAUUUCUUUCACUUUUAGGCUGAAUUUAUCCCAAAAGCAUGCUCUCUGUUGUGAUUUUUGGUUGUAACUAGCACUGUUUUCUUAAACAGUGUGACAGGAAUUUGGGGGGAAAGGGGUUGAGUGCUGUAUCAGAACAAUAUAUUUUAAAAAAGAGGAUGGUGUCAACAUACACGUUCAGUACGUACAGUGGAAGAAUUACAGGGUUUGGGGAUAAACCAGCUAAAGCACAAUUCCAUUUUGCUGAUGUGAUGCAGAAUUAAAAUGUGUUUGGUGCCUGGACUGGGAUGGGGCUCCAGAUAAGGGAGGGCUCUGCGCUGGAGCAAAUUUGGCAGCUGUGAUUCCUGCCUAGAACAGCAGCACCGUGGUGGCUGCAGUGGAAGUUGUCGGAAUAAAUAGGUUUUACAUUCAGGGCCCAGAUCCUGAACUUGUCUAACUCGUUUGUCAGCGAAGGAUCUGGCCUGUCAGUGGCUUUGAUUACACUGUAAUCAUAACCUGUGGUUUUGCCCAGCCCCUUUUUGUCCCCUUUUCCCUCCCUCCGCCCAUCAGUCUUUACACCUCAUAUUUCUGCUUUGUGUUGCUGCUUGCCUGCACUGCAGAAAUAAGAGGGUUUUAGCUGCUGACUGUUUGCUCUGAAGCCUGGAGGGGAAGUUGGCUGGGAGAAGAACCUUAGGGUCUUUCAGCAGAAGGGGGUGCGUUGGCAAAAGUCAGGGCAGGACACAGUAACACAGAAAGGGUUUUUACUCCAGCAUUAUAUAUAACCUUAUUCCUUGGUUUGGAAUCAGAAAGAGCCUUUAGCAUGGGAUGGCUACUAAAAAAAGAAAAAUAUCUCCCAUCCUCAAAGAAAACCCAAACCAGCAACACUGAAUAAAACAACAAGUAGACCGUAGCAGAAAUGGGAACGUUAAUCAUCUCAUGGUCAUCUCUGCAAACAAGUACCUGCCUCAGCACCAUCUGAGUCACAGAUCUUGCUGCAAACUUGGUCCAGCUCAGCAUGGGUCCGAAUUGCAGCGGUGUGGUUAGCCCUGGGGCCAGUCCAGAGGAUGGUGCUGUAGCCUGGGUAGGCUAGCAUGUUUCUUGUGUAGCAAGAUCCCUUUCUACCUAGGUUGUGGAAACUAUACUGCAGUUUAAUUUAUCACUUAGGGAGGGUUUUAACUUCUUUUGGUGUUACUGUCUUGUGUAGCUUCCUUCAACUGCUUUUGCCCGGUGAGUUGACCUGACUUUCCCACUAUUCUCCAUUCCAUAUGUGUUUUUGGCCCUCUGGGGCCAAAACUACUGUUGCAAAGGUGACUGGGGACAUUCUUAAAACAACUGGCAUAGUUGAAUGAGAUAGUUUAAUUUCAGUCUUUUUUCACUUGUUUACUGGCAGCUUUUGGAAACUCCUGCUGGUGCAACUUCAUCAGUAGAAGCACAAACGCAGACAUAAUGCUGACUUAAUUCCUCUUUAGCUGACAUGGGAGUUGUGAGUUACUCUGCAUCCAGCCAGCUGCUGGGAAGUGAGAAAUCGAGCACAGAGAGUGUCACAAAAUUCUCCCACCUCUUACCCAAGAGCCUUUGAAACAGUUUUGUUAAACACGAUGCAGCAGGUGGGGACAUUCAGUGGUAUUUUACAGGCUCUUUUACCCUCCUGCCUUUUCACCGAGACAGGUGAAGCCACGAUACAGCACAAGUUCCAUUUUAGUACCUUUACUUUUGUUACAUUCCGUCCAUCUUUUUUUGGCCUGAAGAGGUGACCAAGUAGAGAGGAACCACAGUGAAUUAAUGAUUCCAAGAGGAGCACUAGCUGAAGCAGAAACAAACCCCUGGAGUUCAGAAAUGAAAGAUUAAAUUAAAAAAAAAACCACAACAAUCCCUCACUUCUCGAUUAAUGACUUCAAUUUAUUUUGUCUAUAGUAUGGAGGUAUUCUAACCAGUGUAAGAAUGCAUUAUUUUUAAUACAGAUUAUUUAAAUUAAUUUCAUAAUAUGGUGUAGUGGAGGUAGUUCUGUAAAUGUAGUGGGACCUGUCAGGGUGUGUCUUGUUGUAUUAGGCUAGUUAAGUUUUUUGCUGUCUGAUUGCAGUGCUCUGUGUUCAGCCUUAUGCCUGAAUUGUUUUCAGCUGCUUUUGCACAACACAUGCUCUGCCCUGUCUUAAUGGGUAAUUAGUACAAGCCAAGUACUUCUACAGGAUUUAUUUAAAAAAAAAACAAAAAAGAAAAGCUUCCCAAAAUAACACAUGAACAUAUGCUAAAGGAAAAAAAAAAAGCAUUAAGGUAUAUGCUUUAAUUCUAAAAUAUGUAUCAUCAUGCUUUGGCAUCUGUUAUUCAUGAGCAUAAAAUAAAACAGUGAUUACUUACA
Messenger RNA from Calidris pugnax (ruff), 4122 nucleotides. RefSeq names its product RUN and FYVE domain containing 2 (gene RUFY2). NCBI's taxonomy places the organism in Eukaryota, Metazoa, Chordata, Aves, Charadriiformes, Scolopacidae. Gene Ontology annotation, cellular component: cytoplasm. The record is from RefSeq and is a predicted model, not a curated record. The transcript has 13 exons. The coding region runs from base 59 to 1372 and encodes 437 amino acids. Gene Ontology annotation, molecular function: metal ion binding.